This is a messenger RNA of Penicillium paradoxum, 246 nucleotides long. RefSeq lists its product as uncharacterized. The coding region runs from base 1 to 246 and encodes 81 amino acids. The record is from RefSeq and is a predicted model, not a curated record. The transcript has a single exon. NCBI's taxonomy places the organism in Eukaryota, Fungi, Ascomycota, Eurotiomycetes, Eurotiales, Aspergillaceae.
AUGGUUGGGAAGGUAGCAGAUGGAAAUCGCUUAGUCAAAAUUCUGCGAAAUACGCCUAUCAGGCAAGGCCAACCAGGUUGGAAUUGUGUUUCCUGGGUAAAGGAGGCUCUGGAAAUGUUGAAGGAUGAUUCCAAGGCUUUGGGCACAAGCGUCGUUGCAUGGGAAAAGGUGCGUAACGGGGCCUAUCUAUCCGGCGUACGCAUCGAUCACAGCACUUCCAACCGCAGUUUCGGGGUUGAGCCCUAA